Messenger RNA from Carassius auratus (goldfish), 3676 nucleotides. Its product is annotated as zinc finger protein 501-like. The coding region runs from base 210 to 1688 and encodes 492 amino acids. Gene Ontology annotation, cellular component: nucleus. Lineage: Eukaryota; Metazoa; Chordata; Actinopteri; Cypriniformes; Cyprinidae. The record is from RefSeq and is a predicted model, not a curated record. The transcript has 2 exons. Gene Ontology annotation, biological process: regulation of gene expression.
CCUCAGAGGAAGAAGAUUCACUUCACCGCGCUCUCUGUUGUUUUAAUAUGGUGCUGGUUUAAUACAAACUGUUAGAAAUAUAAUUUCUGUAAACAGGAAAAUACAGUUUUUGAAUCAGGUCAGUGAAUACAUGUUAUAUUCACUCCAUCAUUAGUCGUGUCUAAGUGUUGAAGCAAAGAGAAAUAUAUCGGGAAGAAUAUCAGCUAAAGAUGGUGUUUAUAAAAGAGGAGACUGAGGAGAACACGAGUGAAAUAAAAGAAGAGGAACCAGAAACCUGGAAAAUAAAAGAAGAGGAAGCAGAAACCUGGAAAAUAAAAGAAGAGGAACCAGAAACCUGGAAAAUAAAAGAAGAAGAACCAGAAACCUGGAAAAUAAAACACGAGGAAGGAGGAGAGUUUAUUGAAGAAAGUGAGGAGAACAAAAAAUGGAAUGAAAUUGAGGAGAAAAAUCAUGUCAAAACUGGAGAAAAACCUUUGAGAGCUAAGAAAACUUUCACAUGCACUCAGUGUGGAAAGAGUUUCACAUACAAAUGUCAUCUUGAUUUUCACAUGAGAAUCCACACUGGAGAGAAACUGUUCACUUGUAAACAAUGUGGGAAGAGUUUUACACAAAAAAGAAGCCUUAUGGCACAUAUGAGGAUCCACACUGGAGAAAAACCUUACAAGUGUUCACACUGUGACAAGAGAUUCAGUGAUUCAGGAGACCUGAAAAAACAUGAGAGGAUCCACACUGGACCAAAACCUUAUGAGUGUUCACAUUGUGACAAGAGAUUCAGACACCCAUCGUUUCUGAAAACACAUGAGAAGAUCCACACUGGAGAGAAACCUUAUAAGUGUUCACAUUGUGACAAGAGAUUCAAACAGUCAUCACAUCUAAAAACACAUGAGAGGAUCCACACUGGAGAGAAACCUAUUAAGUGUUCACAUUGUGACAAGAGAUUCAGUAGGUCAGCAAACCUAAAAACACAUGAGAGGAUCCAUACUGGAGAGAAACCUUACAAGUGUUCACAUUGUGACAAGAGAUUUAAUCAAUCAACACAUCUAAAAAGACACGAGUGGAUCCACACUGGAGAGAAACCUUACACAUGUAAUCAGUGUGAGAAGUGUUUCACACGCUCAUCACAACUUAAGGAUCACAUGAACAUCCACGCUAGAGAGAAACUGAGCUCAUGUGAUCAAUGUAAUAAAACAUUUUUGAGCGCUUCAGACCUGAAGAAACACCUGACAGUUCAUACAAAGGAGAAGCCAUAUUCAUGUUAUUUGGGUGGAAAGAGUUUUUCUAAUUUUUCAGUUUUGAAAAUACAUCAGAAAACACAUACUGGUGUAAAAAAGCACAAGUGCUCAGAGUGUGAAAUCACUUUUACUUCAGCGGGUGGUUUAAAACAGCAUGAGAGGAUCCACACUGGAGAAAAACCUUAUGAGUGUUCACACUGUGACAAGAGAUUCACUCAGUUGUCAAACCUGAAAACACAUGAGAGGAUCCACACUGGAGAAAAACCUUAUGUGUGUUCACAUUGUGACAAUAGUUUCAGUCAGUCGUCAAACCUGAAAACACAUGAGAGGAUCCACACUGGAGAGAAACCGUAUCACUGCACUGAAUGUGGGAAGCGCUUCAGUCAUUCAUCUGCUCUACACAUACAUACAAAAAACUAUCACAGUAAGGCCCCGUACAAACAAAGAUGCCUUUAGCUGUAUAUGUACAAAUUUUGUAUCCUAUUGGUGUGUCCUCUAGACGGAUCCAGUGUUUUGGCAGCAUGAAACUACAAAUUUUUUCUUAACGGGUCCCAGAGUGGAUCGAUCUGAUGUGUUUACAAUGUGUUUACAAUCUGCUUUUAAAGAAAUAUUGUAGUAUCAUGCUACAGUGUACAUUUUGUCAGCUGCAGUUCUGGAGUCUCAGUCUGAACUGUACAACAUCACAUGCAUUCACAUCAGUGUUACAUCGGCUUUAGAGUUACUCUCACGGGUCACUGCACUUAUUCACAGACACAAAAGUACAUUAUUUGCAUGUGCUUUAAAGCCUUGCUGGUUAAAUGUUUCAUUCAUGCGCUGGUCUGAUGUAUGCCUUUUCUGAGCGUCACAUACACCCGAAGCGUGCGCACCAAAAAGCCUGUCAAACAGCGCCUGAUCUCUGAACUAAGUUAUCUUUUGUGCUUAUACUGUCAAAACACAGAAGGUUCACAAGUAGACUAAUAAUAAAAUGAAAGUAAGCAGUGGAGAUGGAACUUUUUUUUGUGCAAGAAGUUUUCUGGGGAAAAAAAACCAUAUUCCUUCUGGUUCGCUAAUGUGUUAUUUCACCAACAAUUCGUGGCCUAUGCCUUGAUGGAAUGGUAUGGUAGUUUGUGCAUUUCCAUGUUAUGUUUUGUUACUUGUAAGAUACUUUGUGUUGUACGUUGCCAUGACAUUCAAAUGCACACAAAACUUCUAUGAUGGUACCUCAACCUUUCACAGACACACAGUGAAAUUAAUGUUGAAUUGAUUUGCUUGUUAAGGUAUUGUAAACUCAUGAGGUAAGAAAAACUUAAAAGCAUACUCAUAUAUCUUAAAUCUUAUGGUUACAUUAUCCUAAGUAUUUAAACCAUCAGAGAAGCGUUCUGUAUGAAAGCUAUACAAAACACAGUUUGUCAUUGAAAUCAAAUCAUUGUUUGAAUUGUGAAUGUAGCCUCUCAAGAAAAGCUUUAAGACCUUGCAGAAAUACUCUGCCGCCUGAACGCUCCCACUUCACUUGUUCUAACGGCAAUCCACGGAAGAGAAUUUGGUCCUUGCAAUAAAAAAAUUAAAAAAACCUCUUGAGAUUAAAGUCAUUACAUUUUGAGAGAAAUGUCGAAACUAAAUAUUGAGAAUAAACUUGUUAAAUUACAAGACAAAAGUGAAAUAAAAUAAAAUGAAAUAAAACUAUUUUUUAAGGGUAAUAAAAUGAAGUGCAAAGAGAAAAAUCACUCUCUAUUCUUGACUUAAAAAGAAUUACAGUUUUAAAUAUUACAGUUGCUUUAGGAAUCAGUCUAUAUAGUGUUUUAUUUUUAGAUUUGUUCAUAGCAGGAACAUUCAAGAAAUGCAAAGUAAACCUUUUGUACCUGAAAAUAAGCCAUUGUUUGUUUUAUUCGUUGUUGUAAUGUAUUGCUAUAUUUAAAUUUACUUUGUUCAUCUUAUUUCUGAUUUAAAAAAACACACACACAAAGUAAAGAUUAACAGUUUAUUGAACAGAAGGGUGCACACUUAUGUUUCUUUGUUUGUACCUCAUCUGAGUCCUAGAGUCUCUGGCCAUGGAGUGAACGGUCACAUUCCUUGUGUCACCAACAUUUAAGUAAAUGUUAAAAUGCACAUUUUGUUGUGAAUCUUUUUGUUAUUUGGGAUUUCUGUUAAAGUGUUAUCUGAUUGUUUUCUUUUUCAUUUUGUUUGGUAGAAGCUACAUGGGUAUAUUUAGAGGUUGUUGGUACUACCCAGUCAGUCGGUUUAUCAUCUGAGCUGAUUUCAGUUCUUACAUUGUAUUGUUACUCUGCUAGCAGGGCAGAUUUAUUCUUUUUGUAGGCCUGUUUUAGUUCAGUUAUUUUUCCUUUGUUUUAGUUGAGUUUGCAGGAAUUAUGUUGAACUGGACUUUUGAUAUAUCUGCUUUUGUGGAUUUAAUUAACAUUUUUGUUAUUGUUUUGGUGGAAGAAUAAAUCAACAAUUUUUUCCCACAA